This is a messenger RNA of Xenopus laevis (African clawed frog), 2023 nucleotides long. It is a transcript of the gene zmat4.L, whose product is annotated as zinc finger matrin-type protein 4-like. The transcript is spliced from 8 exons. Bases 253 to 1284 code for a protein of 343 amino acids. The record is from RefSeq and is a predicted model, not a curated record. NCBI's taxonomy places the organism in Eukaryota, Metazoa, Chordata, Amphibia, Anura, Pipidae.
CUGAGCUCGUGUGUUUGUGUUUGGCAGAGGGUAAGGCAGAGUAGUGUCUUUGCUACUAGACACAGGCACACAAACACACACACACACACACAGCACAGACUUCUCACCUCGUGCAAAUCAAUCACAUCAGCUCGGAGCAACGUGCAAGGAGAGCUGAGACACAGGCAGCACAUAGAAUAUUCACAUAGAAGGAUAUUCACAUAGAAGGAUAUUCACAUAGAAGGAUAUUCGCAGGGUAUUCAAGGAGCUUGGAUGUAUUCAGCCUGUGCCGGGAAACAGAUCGCAGGACAGGGGCAGAUGUGGCUCGAAGCAGCAGCCAGUGAGCUCAUGAAGAUGAAUUCUGCCGAGGUAGAGGACAGAGUAUUGUUUACAGACACUUACUGCAAAAUCUGCAAUGCGCAGUUAAUUUCCGAGUCUCAAAGGGUUGCACAUUAUGAGAGCAAGAAACAUGCUAAUAAAGUUCGUCUUUACUAUAUGUUACACCCAGAGGAUGGAGGACCUCCCUCAAAGAAACUUCGACCGGAUGACCCAGAAAGCGAUGAGACUGAAGUCGAUAAAAAUAAAUGCUGUACCCUUUGCAACAUGUUCUUCACAUCUGCUAUAGUUGCUGAAUCUCAUUAUCAAGGAAAGACUCACGCUAAGAGAGUGAAACUUGUGCUCGGGGAGUCACCAAACACGCCAGCUCCAGCAGAACCAAUACAAGAGACACCCGAGCAUACAGAAAUACCUCCUCCGGAAGAGGACACAUUGUGGAACCUAAAUAUAGGAAACGAGUCUAGGAAAUUCUGCGACCUCUGUCGGGCAUGGUUUAACAAUCCAUUGAUGGCCCAGCAACAUUACGAGGGAAAAAAGCACAAAAAGAAUGCCGCACGGGCUAAACUUCUACAGCGACUUGGAGAAACGUUAGAUUCAGAAGCAUUAGAAGCUUUGCGAAGCAGCUACACUUGCAACGUCUGCAACAUGGUCUUAAACUCAGUGGAACAGUAUCACGCCCAUCUGAAAGGGGCACGGCAUCAGAACAAUGCCAAUAAUAUCUCAGAUGGAACCAAACCACUUGGGAACGGGACUCCUCAGAACCCAGCAGAGCUGCAAAGACAGCAAAGAGGCAACUCUUACACAAAAAUCAAUAUGCAGAAGCGAUGUGGAAAAGAAGUAGGAAAGGACAAUGACAGCGGAAGAAGUUCUCUAAGUCCACCGCAGAUUUCAGAAGUUACCGGAGACUGCUCACCAGAGAACACUUUCUUUUCUGCCAUGGUGGAAGAGGAAAGCCACAUUUUGUGCUGACUCCUGUGCCUUUAAUACAGACACAUUUUUAUGAAGUACAGCACAAGAAAGGGCUUUUUGUUGAAUAUCACUUGGAUUUACUGCCAAAUUGGGCAUGAAAUCAUCUCAAUAGCAGCUCCUAUCUCCAGCCUUUUCUAGUUUCAUGUAAAAUCAGCUUUAGAAGAAAAUGUAAAUAUUCUGGGGUAUUUUGGGGGGAAGGGUUGUCUGUUUUUCAGGAUUUUACCUGACAUACAUCACAAAUCCAGGAUAUGUAUCUGCAGGGGGGGGGGAAACAAGGCAUUUUGAUACUCUCAGUCCUCAGAUACUCGAUUUCAGUUCCUUAUAAUAUGUACAUUGUUUAUCUGAGAUGAUGAAGAUCCAUCCUCUCUACAAAGCUCAGAAAAGAUCAUUAGAGCUGCUCAAAGAAGACACAAGAUGCAUUUGGACAGAUUAUCGAUACAACUCUUCCUUGGCUGACACCCCCCCAACAUGCUCUUUAAUACUAAAUUAUUUUUGAAAGGUCAAAGGAAUGUCUAAUUUCACUUGCUAAGUCUAUGCACAUUGUCCCCAGUGGUAGAGGUUGAACUUUGUAUACCCAGCAGCAAAUUUCCAGUUUAACAUAAAAUAAAUCAUAUUUCCAGACUUGAAUACAUACAUACAUAUCACAAGUCAAACACCCCAUGUUUAAUAACUAUUCUGGAAUGUUGGGAAUACAGAGAGGCGAUUGCUCUAUUAUCUUUACAUAUUGAUUCACUGAAAU